UUGAGUAAGUUUCGUAUCUAGUCAUCUUUGAUAUAGAGCAUGUGUUGGAGCAAUCUCCGGAGGUGUUGUUUAUCAGAAUAUUAGAUUACUUUAUUGUUGAAAAUGAAAAGUAAAUUUAAAAAGCAAAAUGGUGGAAAUAGCAGGCUCCAAACUGAUAGUGAAAUCCUGGAGCUUAAAAAGAAGUAUGAUACAUUGCCUUCGGAAAAUCAGAUUAAAAGGUUUACAGACAUGCCUUUAUCAGAAAAGACGUUAAAAGGACUUAUAGAUUCCAAGUAUACAGAACCGACAGAUAUUCAACGACAGAGUAUAUUAGUAGCAUUAAUUGGGAAAGACGUAAUGGCAACAGCUAUUACUGGAAGUGGAAAAACACUUGCUUUCUUAAUACCAGUUAUUGAACAUUUAUACAUGAAUAAAUGGUCACGUACCGAUGGAGUGUGUGCCGUAGUUAUAUCACCGACACGUGAAUUAGCAUAUCAGAUAUUCGAAACAUUAAAAAGGAUUGGACGUUAUCACGAUUUUUCGGCUGGUCUUAUUAUUGGUGGCAAAAAUUUAAAGUUUGAACGUCGUAGAAUGGACCAGUGCAACAUAUUAAUAUGUACACCUGGAAGGCUUCUUCAACAUAUGGAUGAAAACCCAUUAUUUAACGCGAGUACCAUAGAAAUGUUGGUGCUGGAUGAGGCCGAUAGAUGUCUGGAUAUGGGAUUUGAAGAAACUCUUAAUGCAAUUGUAGAGAAUUUCCCUACCGAUCGUCAAACGUUGUUAUUUUCCGCUACGCAAACAAAUUCCGUCAAAGACAUUGCAAGACUUAAUUUACGAGACCCUGUUUUUAUUGGUGUAAAAUCCAAGUCGGAAGAGGUUAUACCAGAUCUAUUGCAACAAAACUACGUUGUAAUUGAGCUCGAAGAUAAAAUAACAAUGUUAUGGUCAUUUAUAAAGAAUCAUCUAAAACAGAAAGUUAUUGUAUUCUUUUCCAGUUGCAAGCAAGUGAAAUACGUGUUUGAAAUAUUCUGUAAACUGCGACCGGGUACUAGCUUACUUGCACUUUAUGGUACAUUGCAUCAAGAUCGAAGAAUAGCGAUAUAUAAUGAAUUUACAAGAAAAAGUAAUGUGGUAUUAUUUGCUACUGAUAUUGCAUCACGUGGAUUAGAUUUUCCUACGGUCAACUGGGUUGUUCAAAUGGAUUGUCCAGAGGAUGCAGUUCAAUACAUUCAUAGAGCUGGAAGAACUGCAAGAAACAAAGCGCGUGGUGACAGUCUGCUCGUUCUAACGCCUUUUGAGGAACAAGGCAUGAUAAAAGAACUUCAAUCUAAAAAAAUAUUGAUCCAGAAAAUUCACAUCGAUCCAAAAAAACUCUUCUCGCCUAGGCUAAAAAUUGAGGCUGCUUUGGCACAAAACACAGAGCUUAAAGCAUCUGCCCAGCGAGCUUUUAUAUCGUAUAUUAAAUCCAUCUUUUUAAUGAAAAACAAAGAAAUAUUUAACGUAUUCAAAUUAAAUUUUGAAAAUUAUGCAAAAUCAUUGGGUCUCAUUGUAACCCCGCGAGUCCGAUUUUUAGAACGUUUCCUAAAGAAAAAUGGCAAUGAACCCAAAACAUUAAGUGAAUCUAACGAAUUUGUACAAGAAGACUCGGAUAACGAUGAUGAUUUUCUAAAAGUCAAGAGAGUUGACCACGAUCUUGUAAUUAACAUAAAUAACGACGUAAUGGAAUUGCACAAGAAAAAUAAAAUUUUAACAAAAGCUGCGGCAGCAAAAAAAGCAAUUAGAAAGAAAAUUACACCAAAUGAAAUAUUGAAUUUCGAUGAUGAUGGAAAUGUAAUCAUAGAUAAAAGAAAACAACUGCAGACUGCAAUUCCUGAAGAAUAUGAAAACAAUGAUGGCGGUAUAAAUAUCGAAGUGGCGAAAAAAGUCCUAUUGGAAGAAGAUAAAUAUGAUAAAGAACGGUUUAGAGAACUUGUUAAACAUCGCCACAAAAAGCAAAAGAAGAAGCUUAAGAAAUUGACGGACGACGAUGCACACGUUGACAGUAUUGACAGCGAAAGUGAUGGAAGUGUUGAUUUGUCCUGGUUGCCGGAUCCCGAUGAUCUAUACAGUUCAAAUCGUAAAACAGAAAAGCGAAAAGAAUCUGAAACGGAUGAAGAUGAUGAUGAUGACAUUGAAGAACCUGAAAACAAAAAAGCCAAACUAACUUCGAAACUCACAUUAAAUGAUGCUGAAUCAAUUGCUGCACAACUUUUAGCAAAUAAAGUUUAAUUUUAAUAGGCAAAAGUUUAUUUACUUUAAUCUUAAGUACGUACCUAAUACAUAAGUACUUUAUAUAUGUCUUUGUUAUGGUUAUUACUGUUGGGUAACUCAUUACAGAAUAUUUAUAUGCGUCUCUAAUUAAAGAAAUUGUGGAAAUAUAGGUUUUCACAGAAUUCUAAAUUAAA
Molecule: messenger RNA, 2423 nt
Organism: Ceratitis capitata (Mediterranean fruit fly)
Lineage: Eukaryota; Metazoa; Arthropoda; Insecta; Diptera; Tephritidae
Product: probable ATP-dependent RNA helicase DDX10
Exons: 2
Coding region: 103-2247 (714 amino acids)
Biological process (GO): rRNA processing
Cellular component (GO): nucleus
Molecular function (GO): ATP binding; nucleic acid binding; RNA helicase activity
Source: RefSeq, a predicted model, not a curated record